AUGUUCCAGCUCGUCAAGAAACUCUUCAAACGGCAGAGUCCCAACACUAGCAUUGACUCUGACAAUGAACCCAAGGGCGCAUUUCAUAGAUUCGGUCAAUUGCCUCAGGAAAUCCAGAACUUGAUCUGGGCUUAUGCUCUAUGUGUUGAUGCUCCACGGGCCUACUUCGUGGAUGUCAGGAAAUUGUCUGACAACCCUCGAAUACUAGAAAUGGCACACUCUAUCCCAGCAAGUCUCGGUAGUUUUCCUCCUCCGCCGGCUUCAAACCCAAAAGGUGAUUAUGACCUGAUGCGAGUUUGCCGUGCAUCAUAUCAAGAGAUCACCCGCUGCUGGAACUUUUAUCGGCCGCAAGUCCCUGCACGCAUGAUACUCGACAACUCGCAUGACAAUGCCCUGAGGGUGAAGAAAUUAAGCAGCAUUGAUAUCGACGCAUCCAGCGACCUGGUCAUUGUCGAGAGAUGGUGUCACGGUAGUGACCGUGCGCCGGAAAUUACUGGCCACGUUGGAGGUCCAUGA
This is a messenger RNA of Fusarium musae, 516 nucleotides long. RefSeq lists its product as uncharacterized. NCBI's taxonomy places the organism in Eukaryota, Fungi, Ascomycota, Sordariomycetes, Hypocreales, Nectriaceae. The transcript is spliced from 2 exons. The record is from RefSeq and is a predicted model, not a curated record. The coding region runs from base 1 to 516 and encodes 171 amino acids.